AUGGGCAGCUACCUGAGCUGGCCGCGCCCCCGGCCGCCGCCCGCCGCCCCGCCCCGGGCCCCGCCGGCGGCGCCCCCGAGCCCGGCGCCCGCGCCCGCCGGCCGCUGCGCUCCCCGCGCCGGCCGCGCUCGCUCGGGGGCCCCGGCCCCGGCCCCCGCUCGCCGGCUGUCGUACGAGGACGUGGUGGCCUCGCCGCGGCGGCGGCCCCGCCGGAGGGCGCCGGCCCCGCACCCGCGGCCGCUCCCCGCCCGGCAGGCCCGCUGCCUGCUGCUGGGGCUCCUGCCCGCCCGCGGCCCCGGGGCGCUGUGCGCGGCGGGCGGCGGCCGGGGGGCCGCGGCCCUGCGCCUGGCCCUGCGGGGCGCCGCCGUCUGCGUGUGGUCCCCGCCGGGCGGCCGCGCCGGCCCCCGCGCCAAGGAGGCCGCGGCCCCCGGGCCGGGCAGCCCGCCGGGAGCCGAGCAGGAGCGCGGCCCCGCCGCCCGGGGGCGCUGCGGGCCGGGGCCGGAGCCUGAGCGCCGGGGCCCGGACGGCGCGCGCUCGGCGUUCCGGCGCCUGGUGGUGAACGGCGUCCUCUGCUCCUUCGUGCCCCGGCCCGGGCCGCUGCGGAGGGACGUGUGCGCUCAGGCCCCGCAGAGCCGCGCGGGGCGGGCGUCCCAGACCAGCGUCCUGAGCUCCUGCAGCAAACGCAACGCCAUCACCAGCUCCUACAGCUCCACCCGAGGGCUCCCCGCGCCGCGGCCGCCGCGCCCGGCCCCCCCGCCCCGCGCGCCCGCGGCCAGAGCCGGCGGCGAGGGCCGCCCGCCCGGCCCCCGCGUCCCGGCCGAACCGCGCGCGGAGGGCCCGCCGGACACGGCGGCGGGCGGCGCCGACGGGCAGAAGCCGGGCUGCGGCUCCCCCGCACCCGACGACGCCAGGCCCCGCCGGCGCAGGGUGCCGCUGCUGCCGCGGAGGAGAGACGCGGGGCGGCUCCUGCCCUCGCCCCCGCAGUUAGGCUUCCCGGUCACCGCCGAGGACCUGGACCGAGAGAAGAGAGCCGGGCUCCAGUGGAUCCGCCGGGUCCUGGAGGGGUAA
Molecule: messenger RNA, 1068 nt
Organism: Pipistrellus nathusii (Nathusius's pipistrelle)
Lineage: Eukaryota; Metazoa; Chordata; Mammalia; Chiroptera; Vespertilionidae
Source: the annotation of a GenBank genome assembly